UCUCUCUCCCCAAAGAGUAAAGUCUUUACAGUUCAUGUCACUGUCUUUUUUUCUUCCUCUCUCUCCUCUUUUUGUUGUGUGCCGUUAGUGACAAGCACGCCUGGCAACAAAUCAUUCCCUCCAACCCCCGAUUUUCUCUCUCCCUCUCUCGAACGUAUAUUACCCAUAGAAAUAGAAUAGAUAUACUCUCUCUCUCUCUCCAAAGAAAAACAACACUUCCCAUUGUUCCUCCCCCUCCCCUGCCAGCUUAAUUGUGUGGUUGGAUUGGAUCUGUAGCAGUGGAUUUGGUUAUUUUCAGCCAUCUCUUUAGUUGAAGUACUGAAAGCAGAAAGGAACCACUAUGGCUGUUUCAAUGAGAGAUUUGGAUCCAACUUUUCAAGGAGCAGGCCAGAAGGCCGGAAUAGAGAUCUGGCGUAUUGAAAAGCUAAGUCCAGUACCUGUUCCAAAGUCAUCGCAUGGGAAAUUUUACACAGGAGACUCAUAUAUUAUUUUGAAGACCAGCACUUCAAAAAGUGGUGCCUUACGGCAUGAUAUUCAUUAUUGGCUUGGUGAAGAUACUAGUCAGGAUGAAGCUGGUGUUGCUGCCAUAAAAACUGUUGAGCUAGAUGCAGCACUUGGUGGGCGUGCUGUUCAAUAUCGUGAAGUGCAGGGCCAUGAAACUGAGAAGUUCCUUUCCUAUUUCAAACCAUGUAUAAUCCCUCUAAAAGGUGGAAUUGCAUCUGGAUUUAAGCAUGUAGAGGAAGAAGAGUAUAAGACCUGUUUGUACGUAUGCCAAGGGAAGCAUGUUGUCCAUGUGAAGGAGGUUCCAUUUGCUCGAUCCUCACUUAAUCAUGAUGACAUCUUCAUUCUUGAUACCAAGUGUAAAAUCUUCCAAUUCAAUGGUUCCAAUUCCUCUAUUCAAGAAAGAGCUAAAGCACUUGAAGUUGUUCAGUACAUUAAAGAUACGUACCACGAUGGCAAAUGUGAGGUCGCUGCAAUUGAGGAUGGUAAAUUGAUGGCUGAUGCCGAGACUGGAGAAUUCUGGGGUUUUUUUGGUGGCUUUGCUCCUCUUCCAAGGAAGACUACACGGGCCGAGGCUAAAAGCAUUGAUAUUCUUCCUACUAGAUUGUAUAGAGUUCAGAAAGGGCAAGCAGAACCUGUUAAGAUCGAGUCUUUGACAAGGGAGUUGUUAGAUACGAAUGGUUGCUAUAUAGUUGAUUGUGGGAUAGAGGUUUUUGUGUGGAUGGGAAGAAAUACUUCUCUUGAUGAGAGGAAAACUGCAAGUGGGGCUGCAGAUGAAUUCCUCAUUGGCCUUGAUAGACCACAGUGCCAUGUAAUUCGUGUAAUUGAAGGGUUCGAGACUGUCAUGUUCCGCUCAAAGUUUGACUCUUGGCCUCAAUCAACUAAUGUGGCGGUGACAGAGGAUGGUAGAGGCAAGGUUGCUGCGCUUCUAAAGCGUCAAGGGCUUAAUGUGAGGGGCCUAAUGAAAGCAGCUCCUCCAAAGGAAGAACCUCAAUCAUAUAUAGACUGCACAGGCAAUUUACAGGUGUGGCGUGUGAAUGGACAGCAGAAGACUCUUCUUCAAGCAUCUGAUCAAUCUAAAUUCUAUAGUGGAGACUGUUACAUAUUCCAAUAUUCUUAUCCUGGAGAAGAUAAAGAGGAACAUCUCAUUGGCACCUGGUUUGGGAGGCAAAGUGUUCAGGAAGACAGGGUUUCAGCAAUUUCUCAAGCAGGCAAGAUAAUUGAGUUACUGAAGUUCUCAGCUACUCAGGCUCGCAUAUAUGAAGGAUAUGAACCUCUCCAGUUCUUUGUCAUCUUUCAGAGCUUUAUUGUAUUUAAGGGUGGUCUUAGCGAAGGAUACAAGAAACACCUUGUAGAGAAGGAACUUGCAGAAGAUACAUAUAAAGAGGAUGGAAUCGCAUUAUUCCGGGUUCAGGGUACUGGACCUGAUAAUAUGCAAUCAAUUCAAGUAGAAACUGUGGCUUCGUCUUUGAAUUCCUCAUAUUGCUACAUAUUACACAGUGGCUCCUCUGUCUUCACAUGGACCGGAAAUCUUACCACCUCCGAGGAUCAGGAACUUGUUGAGAGGCAACUGGAUCUUAUCAAGCCCGAUAUGCAGUCGAAAUUGCAAAAAGAAGGGGCAGAAUCUGAGCAAUUCUGGGAAAUAUUGGGUGGAAAAUCUGAAUAUCCUAGUGAAAAGAUUGGACGGGAUGCUGAAAGCGAUCCUCAUUUGCUCUCGUGCACCUUCUCAAAAGGGGAUCUAAAGGUGAUAGAGAUCUACAACUUCAACCAAGAUGAUUUGAUGACAGAAGAUAUAUUUAUUCUUGAUUGUCAUUCAGAUAUUUAUAUUUGGGUUGGCCAGCAGGUGGAGUACAAGAAUAAAAUGCAGGCUUUAGCCAUUGGUGAGAAAUUCCUGGAAUAUGAUUUUCUUAUGGAGAAACUAUCUCACCAAGCUCCAAUAUACAUUGUUAUGGAAGGGAGUGAACCACCUUUCUUCACUCGUCAUUUCAGUUGGGACUCCACCAAGUCUGCUAUGCAUGGAAACUCAUUCCAAAGAAAGCUCACACUAGUGAAGAACGGGGGCCCUCCACCAAUGGAUAAACCUAAAAGGAGAACACCUGUGUCAUAUGGUGGAAGGUCUGCUGCUCCUGAGAAGUCACAGCGAUCGAGGAGCGUGUCUUUCAGCCCUGAUCGAGUUCGUGUUAGGGGCAGGUCUCCAGCUUUUAACGCACUAGCAGCUACUUUUGAGAACCCAAAUGCAAGAAAUCUAUCUACUCCUCCGCCAAUGGUGAGAAAGCUUUAUCCAAAAUCUGUGACUCCAGAUUCAGCAAAAUUGGCACCCAGAUCAGCAGCCAUUGCAGCAUUAACAGCAAGUUUCGAUAAAGCUUUACCCGCCAAGGAAGUCAUAAUACCUCGCUCUAUCAAAGGGAGCCCUGAGGCACCAAAUUUGAACACUGAGGCUCCGAAAUCAAGUCAGCAGGGCAACUCUAAGGAGAACUCGGUUAACGACGUGACCGAGGAGGCUCCUAAACCCAAACCAGAAACAAUACAGGAAGAUGUGAAAGAGGGUGAAACUGAAGAUGAGGAAGGACUUCCGAUCUAUCCUUAUGACCGGCUGAAAACAACAGCAGUAGAUCCUGUCACUGAAAUUGAUGUAACUAAGCGAGAGACUUACUUGUCUUCGGAAGAGUUCAGAGAGAAAUUCGGGAUGUCUAAGGAGGCUUUCUACAAGUUACCUAAGUGGAAACAGAAUAAGCUUAAAAUGGCACUCCAGUUGUUCUGACUGCAUUCUGGCCUGCUCUCUCCCAGGUUGCUGCAGCAUAUAAUGCGGAUGAAGAAACAUACUAAGAGAAUUUUACAACCCUUAUCUAUCAAUUUUUGCCCACUCCAAUUGCUUCCCGUGUUUCUAUAAUUGACUCACACCUAUACAGCAGCAAUGGUUCAGUUUCAACAGUGUUGAGGGACAGCGCCAGUGUAUUUUUAGCUGCUACUGUUCCUAAGUUUCGGAAGUGGACAGCACUGAAGAUCCCUUCUUUACUUGCAGUGUUAUUUUUUGGGGGUUUCUUCAUGCUAAUUUAUUAUAAGUUAGUUGCUUGGCAUUCUUUUAUUUUGUUGUGAGUUUGCAUUUUUUACGCAUCUUUUCUUUUUCAUUUUUUGUUUUGUUUUUUUUUGGGUUUUAGUAAUCAUUGAUUUUAUAGAAAACUUAUGGUGUGCAAAUGAAAUUCAUUAGGCUGUGAUGCGAGGUUGUGUACAGUGUGUAACCACUCCACUUGUUAUUUGUUUAGUGAAUGGAAGUCUGAUUGGUUUUCCCCA
Molecule: messenger RNA, 3792 nt
Organism: Lycium barbarum (goji berry)
Lineage: Eukaryota; Viridiplantae; Streptophyta; Magnoliopsida; Solanales; Solanaceae
Product: villin-4
Exons: 23
Coding region: 341-3262 (973 amino acids)
Biological process (GO): actin filament severing; cytoskeleton organization
Molecular function (GO): actin filament binding
Source: RefSeq, a predicted model, not a curated record